Molecule: messenger RNA, 702 nt
Organism: Penaeus vannamei (Pacific white shrimp)
Lineage: Eukaryota; Metazoa; Arthropoda; Malacostraca; Decapoda; Penaeidae
Biological process (GO): monoatomic ion transport
Cellular component (GO): membrane
Molecular function (GO): extracellular ligand-gated monoatomic ion channel activity
Source: RefSeq, a predicted model, not a curated record
UGUGUGGUGCUCGGCGGCGGGGUCGGCAGUGUGGCGUUGGACAGUGUGGGGAGAGGGUCUUUGCGGCGGUGUGCCACGGUUCCACGCCCCCGUCACGUUAUGGGGGCAGCACCACUCUGUACGCGGGGGGGUGUCGCGCCCGGGGGUCCCACGGCUACGCCUGCUCAAGGAGGGUCUCCGUCAGUGAUUCAGUGGUCUCGCUGUCACACUAGCCACCUCGAGUGCAGAACCAGAGUGAACUCUUGUGUAGGGGUGACAUGUGGUGCUGGGUCCAGGUGUGGAAGGGGCUGGGCGUGGGUAUGGUUGCUGAUGGCUGCAGGAUGGGCGGCUCUAUUAGCGCCCACCUGCCAGGCCAACCCGGACGCCAAGCGCCUCUAUGACGAUCUACUUAGCUCCUACAACCGCCUCAUCCGCCCUGUCGGCAACAACUCGGACAGACUCACCGUCAAGCUCGGCCUUAAGCUCUCUCAGCUCAUCGAUGUGGUAAGUCCAGCUCUGUCCGCCUUAGCUCACUUCCGAGGCCGAAAGACAUGUGUGCUGGGAGACCUUUGGUAUCGACGGCUAUACGGAGAUCAUGCUGCUGCCGCUGCUGCUGCCGCUGCUGCUGCUGCUGCUGCGGGCAUCUGCAUCUGUCUGACUGCUUUCCGAUGGCACACAUCAGGCGCUCACUGUGUAGGGAUGAUAAAAGCCUACAGGAUAUGA